CGGAUCACCGCUGCCACUCCACUCAUCCAUGUGGGCUCCGUUUGUAGCCGUCGCAGAUUCUCGUUGUCCCCGCAGCAUGCCGUACCUACACAGCAGCGCUCUCAAGGGGACGCUCCAGGACGCCAUCCACGGCUUUUACCUCAAGGCCAUCGCCCGGCUGCCGGCAGGCGAGCUGCGCUCCCGCUUCCACCGCAGUCUUCUCAUUGCCGGCCACUGCUACGGCCCGCUCGAUCCUGUCUCCAACAUCAUCAUCAACACCAUCUGGUACGACGCAGCCUUCCCACCUACCGUAAAACUCGAGGUGGAUGUCAUCGGCACAAUGAUUCUCCACCGGAUGGAGAACCGCUCCGUGUUCGGCCUCCUCUCCUUCCUCUCCACACGUUACCACCAUAUCGAUUUCAAUCGAGCUACUCGCUGCCUGCUCCAGGCAGAUGGCAACCUACUCCUAGCUGAUCAUCGCCUUGAUGCUGAGGCGACUGCUGACUUGGAGAAGGCCUUUUUCGCUGCCGCUACGGCUGCCCAUCACCCCAACCCUGAUGCUCAAGCAAAGGUUUUGCAUUCCUGUCCGUCUCAGCAGAUAUCAAUGCUACUGCAGGGUAGUGGCCAACUCUCUUCUGAAGAUGUUCAGUGCCUUGCCAGAUUGCUGUGUCCUGAGGCCGCCUGCAGUGACCAGCCACUUCGGCCGUUCCCUCAUCCAUGGCACCUGAGUUCGCAUACAAGAAUUUCAGAAAAGAUCAAUGCUGCAUUGAGUGCGUAUGCUGCAAUGCUGAGUGGGGAACCCACGUAUGAGCUUCAUACUAUCUGUGGCGUGAACAAACACGUUUCAGGCCCAGUUGGCACUGUUGCUAAGUGCUACCGCACUCAUGUCAAUUUCCUGGCAACUCCCAAAGGCACUCAGUUUCCUACCGGGACAACUCCGCUGCUAUUCUUCGCUGAGUUUCGCAACGAUGAUGAUAAAGACAGAGCUGGAACACAACCCUUUGUCUGCUGUGUGUCAGUGCCGCUACCAUGCACAGAACGAGCUCGGUGCCUUUACUGUGAUCACAUGGGGAUUAGGAUCGUGCAUCCGGUUGGGGAAGAUUUCCAUGGGCGCAAGUUGGAUUUUGAGAAGAUGGUCUGUGGAGAAGACCCUUGCGAUGAUGAUUUUGAUCCUGCAGUGGAGAAGCCAUAUUACACCAACAUGAACAUCAUCGAACAUAGCCGUGGGACGACGGAGAUGGUUAGAGGUAGGGUAGAAGAGGAUUGCCUUUACAAUGAUCCGUUGGAGUAUAGUAGUGAUGAGUAUAACUGUGACCUGACUUUGAUGAGCGAUGAGUAUGAUAGUGAUUUGGAUUCCAUGGCUGAUAAGCGUCAUGUCUCUCACCCCAUGAUAAUAACAUCGUGUUGUAGUGUUUAUUAAGACGUUCGUAAAAUUGAAAGCCAUUGUGCAGUGUAGUGUUGUGACUAUACUAGAGAAUAUUGUCUUAACCUGAGUUCAAGAUGAUGCCUAUGUAAUAUAACAAGUGACUAGUGUACUAGAAUAUCCUCCUACUAUGUUCACCGAGACACCGACUAUGGCAUUGAUUUAGAACCGACAGUUUAUUAUUG
Molecule: messenger RNA, 1587 nt
Organism: Lolium rigidum
Lineage: Eukaryota; Viridiplantae; Streptophyta; Magnoliopsida; Poales; Poaceae
Exons: 3
Coding region: 29-1399 (456 amino acids)
Source: RefSeq, a predicted model, not a curated record